AUAUAGGGAAUGCAGGGUCCGGGGAGACCAGAUAUAGGAAUGCAGGGUCCGGGGAGACCAGAUAUAGUGAAUGCAGGGUCCGGGGAGACCAGAUAUAGUGAAUGCAGGGUCCGGGAGACCAGAUAUAGUGAAUGCAGGGUCCUGGGAGACCAUAUAUAGUGAAUGCAGGGUCCGGGGAAACCAUAUAUAGUGAAUGCAGGGUCCGGGGAGACCAGAUAAAGUGAAUGCAGGGUUCCUGGAGCCGCACCAAACCUGUAUGCAAUGUAUGCAGCCACUUGGCUGUGCCAUUACCUUGAAU
Molecule: messenger RNA, 298 nt
Organism: Staurois parvus
Lineage: Eukaryota; Metazoa; Chordata; Amphibia; Anura; Ranidae
Source: the annotation of a GenBank genome assembly